GAAAGUAAAAGUAAAAGUUGUUGAAAACAAAGAAGAAACCUUAACCAAAUCGUAAGUUAAAGCCGUUGGAGAGAGAUAGAGUACAGUUUGAGUGUAUGUGUCUGUCUCUGAAUCUUUUCUUUGUUAUUUGUGAAUUGAAAAAACAGAGCGAUGUGGUUAAAGACAUUAGUAACCUCUCCUAUUUCCGUAAUCGCACUUCUCGUCCUCUUGAUCGCUCUCUUUCUCAGAUUUCCCAUCAACUUCCCCACUUCACACUCACAGAGAUUGUUCAGUACAGAAGAGCUUUCAUUGUUCAAUGGAACUGAUCAAGGGUUACCAAUCCUUUUAGGAAUUCUCGGAUCUGUUUUUGAUGUAACCAAAGGAAAAUCACAUUAUGGUUCAGGAGGAGGUUACAAUCACUUUGCUGGAAGGGAUGCUUCUCGCGCAUUUGUCUCUGGAAAUUUCACAGGAGACGGCCUCACAGACUCAUUGCGCAAUCUAUCUAGCACUGAGGUCAAGAGCGUUGUUGAGUGGAGAGAUUUCUACCACAAAUCUUACAAGUACGUUGGUAAGUUAGUUGGUAGAUACUACGAUAGCCAAGGGAAUCCUACAAAAUAUUUGAAAGGGGUUGAAGCAAAGGCUGCGAGAGGUGCUCAGCUUCUAGAAAAACAGAAGAUCGAAGAGGCUAAACAACCUUCAUGCAGUUCAAGUUGGAGUCAAGACGAUGGUGGUCAGGUAUGGUGUGAUGCUGGCUACCCGAGGUUGAUUCUGCGACCGAUAGAAAUGGCUUUGACCGGGAAGAUAAGUAAGCGAUGCGCUUGCUUUGAAGAGUCUCAGUUAGGCCAAUCUGGUUUAGAAUUAUACGAAGGAUGCGACUACCAUGCCAACAGGUGCAAAGCUUAGUCACGAAUGUAACACCAAUAGGAGAAUACUUUUUGUCGGGUAUACACGUGUUUUUGAAUAUGUAUUUUAAAACUUAAUUUAAUGAAUCUGGUAUACUUGCACGAACAAAGUCUUCUACUUUCACAGUGACAAAAUGUGUCUGCAUCGAUUUUGGGAUUAUCAAAUAUCUACUCAGAUGUUUAAAUUGUAAAACCGAAUUUUGAAAUUCCAAUAGUGAACAUUAU
Vicia villosa (hairy vetch) is the source of this 1106-nucleotide messenger RNA. Its product is annotated as membrane-associated progesterone-binding protein 4-like. The record is from RefSeq and is a predicted model, not a curated record. The transcript is spliced from 8 exons. Lineage: Eukaryota; Viridiplantae; Streptophyta; Magnoliopsida; Fabales; Fabaceae. Gene Ontology annotation, cellular component: membrane; endomembrane system. The coding region runs from base 151 to 882 and encodes 243 amino acids.